Peromyscus californicus insignis is the source of this 2448-nucleotide messenger RNA. Its product is annotated as lipid droplet-associated hydrolase-like. The transcript has 7 exons. Gene Ontology annotation, cellular component: lipid droplet. Gene Ontology annotation, molecular function: lipase activity. The record is from RefSeq and is a predicted model, not a curated record. Gene Ontology annotation, biological process: lipid storage. Lineage: Eukaryota; Metazoa; Chordata; Mammalia; Rodentia; Cricetidae. The coding region runs from base 1 to 717 and encodes 238 amino acids.
AUGCGCACCACAGAACUGAAUUACCGCGGGUUAUCAGAGCCAAUUGCUCAAGAAAUUGAGGACAUCUAUGGUCUGAAUGGUCAAAUAGAACACAAAAUAGCCUUCCUGAGAGCUCACGUGCCAAAGGAUGUGAAGAUUAUACUCAUUGGCCAUUCCAUAGGCAGCUGCAUUUCCCUUCGGGUCAUGAAGCAUGCUCCUGAGCUGUCUGAGUGCAUCUCCUCCAUAACAGAACCGAAUAAACUCAGAUAUUCUGCCAGCUGUGAAGCUGUCCAGACUCCCUGUGAUGAUCUGCGCUAUACGGUGCCUUCCCGGCCCCGACAAGUCAGCCGUGCCAAGAGCCAGCUUCUCGCCUAUUCUGAAGACCUGUGUGUCCACAUCCCAGCUCUCCUGUGGAAUGUGACCAUUGCUGAAUGUAGCAUGGCCAAGCUAGCCACAGCUGAGACUAAUGCUGCCUACCUCGGGAGCCAGGAAAUGAUACAUGUGCGGAAGAGAGAUGAUGAAAUCAUAAAGGAACACUUACCUAAGCUGACAUUUUACUAUGGUAAGACAGAUGGCUGGUGUCCAGUAAAGUACUAUGAAGACAUGAAGAAAGAUUUUCCAGAAGGCGAUAUCCGACUCUGUGAGAAAGGAAUAUCCCAUGCCUUUGUCCUUGGUUUCAGCCAGGAGGUGGCUGCCAUCGUUGCUGACUGGAUGAAUCAUAAACUGCCCAAAAUAUAAAAACUGGCCCUGGGAAGACGCACCUACAGCUGAUAACGUGGGAGCUGUAGGUGUGUUCUGCUUACGGGUGAAUGUUUAAUCUUAACGCUUGAAUAGGAAACAAGAAACCCUGUCGGCUUACAGACCACCAUCUCCCUGUGCCGAGACUAAAGUGAACACAGUUGAUGACUCAUUCCACAUGUUCCCUGACUCAGGACCUCCACAGUGAUCUCCACAAAGAUUCCUCUUUUUACAAGGAGCCCGACAGAGCUGUACAGUGCAGUUUGCCCAACAGGAUCCUGACAAGCCCAAGACAAUGUACAUGUAGGUGAUUCCAAGUGAAUCCUUACUUUAGAAUCGAUUGUCCUGGAUGAAAUGAUGAAACACUGACUAGAAAAUGAAAACCCACCCAUGAGUGUGAAGUGUGCAGUCAGGUGUGUAAAAUGUGUAAGCCUGAGAAGAGCACCCCUGCCCUUCCAGCUGCAGGGAGGAAUGAGCAGGGACGCUGGCAGUGAGCUUGGUUUCCCUGAGGGGCGGGGGAAAUCAAGUCAGAUGUUGUAUGGGUCUUGGCUGAGGUCAUCAGCAUGUCUUCCUGCUCCUGCUGCAGUAAACCGAGAAUCAAGGUUGCCUGGCAUUCGUCAACUAACUAGACAGAGCUGCUGAAGGAUCCUGACUCUGACCUGCCACAGGAUGGCCAGAUGGCUAGCAGGCUCCACCUGAGCCCUAAAAUGCCAGGUCCCUGCAGGCUCCUCCUGAGCAAGAAGAGAGGGAUGGACUGUCCACAUCUGGUGUGUAUGACUGUGGAGUGGCUCAUCGCUGUGAUUCCUCCAGUGAAGCUCCAUGGACAGGAAGCUGUGAACUGAUGCCUUUCAUGAUGCCGUUCGUUCCCCUAUGAUUCUUCCCUUCUGAAAAUCUAGAACAUACUUUUUGGAAAGAUGUUUUAAAUUGUUGAGUAAAACAUUAGCAUAAAUUUAUUUCCCAUUUGCCCAGACUUUAUUGACCGGAAAGAUAUUAUUUUGUGAAUGAACAGAAGUAAUCCAUUGAAUUUCGUGUUACUUCACCUCUGAAAGCAUAUUCUUGACUGAGAAGUGGCGGACCAGCUAGGCUGCCUUCCCUUAAUUGACUCAGUCCUAAGAUCCCAGAGUCCAGUAAGCCCCACGGUCUGUAGUGACAGCUGACGCCCGUUGGAAACAUUCCAUUUCCUCCUAGAGGAAAGUUCCCAUAGCUGUGUCAUUCCUCAGGGGCAGUGAGAUGGUCCUUCCUCUCACAAACCUAAGAUGCUGAUGGAAGAUUUGGUUGUGAUGUGCCACCCGCUCAGUGGUGAGUGAAGAAAGUUCCCGGCCUCUGCAUGGCUUCUGCCUCUGAGCUCUAACUUCUCAGAGGGGAGGAGCCAAACUCCAGACAAGGAGGGUUCUUAGACCAUGGAGAAGACCGUUAGCCACACAGUAAGGGUUGGUGCUACACACAGUCCUCACUGGCACCUGCACACUGAGGCCUUCUGGAGAGCCGACUGGGAAGCCAGGAUUCAUGCUCUGAGUACCUUGCUCAGAGGACAGGUCCAGUCAGUGGAAAAUCAGUGCACAGAAACAAGUGCUGGUAAAUCAGACCUGCCGGAACAAAACAGCAUUCAUUGAUGGCUUCCAGAAAUCACUCUGUGUCUUCCAAACUCUACUUAAAAGACCCUGGUGCCUCAUUCCUGUUCCCCAUCUAAUCACCUAAUGAUAUUUAUAAUAAAUGUUUUACCUGCGGUUC